This is a messenger RNA of Bicyclus anynana (squinting bush brown), 11043 nucleotides long. RefSeq names its product anoctamin-8 (gene wwk). Gene Ontology annotation, molecular function: chloride channel activity. The record is from RefSeq and is a predicted model, not a curated record. Lineage: Eukaryota; Metazoa; Arthropoda; Insecta; Lepidoptera; Nymphalidae. Gene Ontology annotation, biological process: chloride transmembrane transport. The transcript is spliced from 24 exons. The coding region runs from base 278 to 3136 and encodes 952 amino acids. Gene Ontology annotation, cellular component: plasma membrane.
GGCCAAAAAAUCAAUUUUUGAAAAUGACAGAUGAUUGUUGUAUUUGUUUGUCGCAGUAAUUAUAAAUAAAGUAAUUUGAUUUAUGUAUUAAUCAAUCGUGUGUUUUUCUUCAUUGCGCUAUCUGUAAUGUGUAUACAAUCGUAUAGUAUUUAGUGUGUACAGUGGUUUCGUUUUAUACUAGUGCGUAUAUGCAUAGUUUCUAUUGUGAUCGAUGAUGUAAGACAGUAGGACUCCUCACAAGGUCGGCGGUUUAUUGUUUCGGUUUUUUCGGAUAUCCAUGAUGGAGAGUGAUAAUACGAGUAACUGUAAUCAUGAGAAGGAAGAGCACGAAAGCAGUUCCCAUUCGACACCGCAAGAGCAUAGGAGUUUUGCUGAAUUUGCGAAAGAUAAAUUGGAUAGCGCUGGAAGGGAGCUCCGGAGACGUCUUCCCAUGGCAGGGCUCGGUGCUCACCUCAUGCACCCAAGGAGGCUUCUGUUACACUCAACUCCCACCCAGCAGACUGAUGUUGUCCUCAUAUUUCCAAAAGGUCUCCCAGACAGCAUGCUGCUGUGGCUACUACAGAAGCUGCGCGGCAGUCGGCCCCGCUUGCGUGUGUGCGUGCGCCAACACGCGUCGUCUCAGUGCUCCGCCUUCUACAUCACUGCUGAUGACGAUGUUCUCUUGCAAACUGCUGAAGAGAUCCACCUUCCGAUGUUAUUGAAGCCGGAGUUCGGCGGCGGGUACAAGGAGUUCACUGUUCGCGACAUGCAUUGUUUUCAAAGGGGAUCAUCGGCCGCAGAGCUACUCAGUUCGCAAGAGCGGGGCGCGUUAGUGAAGCACGUGCUCGAGUCGGCACGCGCGGAGCCCGGCGACGAGCGUGCUCUGGAGCCCGCACUUACUCUGCGACCGGGACAAAGUAUUGUGCCAGCGUGCGUGAGCCGUGGUGUCGUGGCGAGUAUGUUCCCACUGCACGAGCGCACCGCUCUGGAGAGCCUGCGCAAGAAGUGGGUGAAGACGUUGUUCACACCGCAACCGUUGGAUGAAAUAAGUGAAUAUUUCGGGGUGAAAAUAGCGAUGUACUUCGCAUGGCUGGGACACUACACACAGUCGCUCACGGUGCCGGCCGUCGUGGGGUUUGUGUUUUGGGUUUGGCUGGGAACGGCAAACGAUUAUUGGAAAGACAUAGCGUAUGUGCUGUUUUCACUGUUUAACGUUUUAUGGGCCUGCGUUUAUUUGGAGACGUGGAAGAGAUACUCGAAUGUGUUGGCGUACCGAUGGGGUACUUUGGACCAAAGGGAUGAGCUACUGGUGGAGCCUCGUCCGUUGUUUCAAGGAGAGAUGGGCACGAGCGAGGUGACGGGCCGGCCCGAGCCGCAGUACGCGGCGUGGCGGCGGCGCGUGUGGCGGCACUGCGUGUCUCUGCCGCUCAUGUUGCUGUGUCUCGCGGUCGCGGGGCUCGCCACCUUCGCCUUGUUGCGCACGCAGGACUGGUGGGAGGAAACUAUAUACUAUUUCAGUUGGAUACCGCGCGCGUUUUUGGCCAUUUUGAUCGCAGUCGAGGAGGAAGUGUACGCACGCAUCGCCAGAUGGCUCAACGACAAAGAGAACUAUCGACUCGAGACAAAGUAUGAAAAUCAUCUGAUUCUCAAAAUAGCAUUGUUUCAAUUCGUCAACUCGUUUAUGAGUUUGUUCUACAUUGCGUUUUAUCUGCAGGAUAUGGAUAAAUUAAAAGAGCAACUUGCAGUAUUGCUUAUAACCAGACAGAUUAUCGGGAACCUUAAAGAAUCGGCGUUACCAUACCUCAUCGAGAACAUGAGGUUGGCCAAAAUGUGCUUCGAUGUGUUCGGUGCUAUAAGCCCUAGCAAAAUACCGACAGCUGCGCAACUGACAGAGGUGUUCGAAAAGAAGACGUCAUCUUCUGGAGAUCCGCCGGAGAUGUUGAUAAACGGCACAGAGAAGGAGGAGAGGCGUUACUCCGACUCUCUUGUGGGGCAGAAGAUCAUACACCAAGCGGAACUGGAGUCACAGUUGUUCAAGUACGACGGCACGUUCGCGGAGUACCUCGAGAUGUUGACACAGUUAGGCCACGUGGUCCUGUUCUCUGCGGCGUUCCCGCUGGCCGCGUUAUGCGCGCUGCUGAACAACGCGUGCGAGGUGCGCGCGGACGCCUUCAAGCUGUGCCACGUGGCGCAGCGGCCCUUCGGCGAGCGGGUCAGCAGCAUUGGCAGCUGGCAGCAUGCGAUGGAAGCGAUGGUCGCCGUGGCGGUGUUGGUGAACUGCGCUCUCAUUGGGCUCUCCGGGCCCGUGCAUAGACUCUUGCCGGACGCAACGCCCGCGCAGACGAUUCUAGUCAUUGUGGCACUGGAGCACGUGGUGCUGGUGAUAGUGCUGUGUCUGCGGCUCGCUAUCCCCGAGAUCCCGGCGUGGCUCGCCACCGAGAUGGCCAAGGUCGAGUUCCAACGACGCGAGGCCAUCAAGAAUGCGCACGCGCCUCUACUGUCGGAAGGCACCAGCUCGGACGACGUGCGUUUUUCGAGUCGCACAACGCCGCGGACGAUGACGCCCACCACUCCGAAACAGAACGACAAGCCGGUGGACAAGAAACGCAUCAACAUCGGCAAAAUAUCUGAAAUACCUCCAUUCAGGCCCAAGGCGGCAUCUGUAACAGAGCCCACGGUAACCACGGGCUCGCUCCAGUUGCUACAAGACGUGAGCCCCACAAAACCUGUGCGGCGUAAGGAGGGCACGCCCGGAGCGCCGCUGUCUUUGCUGGGGGUACGCGGGCUGAGGGACGAGCCGCUGCACAGGUCGGCGCACUGCAUCCCGCACCCCGCGCAACACAAGCCGCUGAUCAACCCCACCCUGCAGGAGCUAUCAGGCAGCGUGACCGCGGGAGGGUCUGAGCCGGACUUGAACGCGGUUCCUCUCACCACGCCCUCCAUGGAAACCAGCGCUACCUCCAGUGAAGAUGACAAACCCAAAGACAAAAGCAGUCGUUCCCGAGCACGGGCAGCACUAGUAAAGCGCGUGCGCUCGGUGGCGGUGUUCUCGCUGGGGCUGCGCAAGGCGCGCGAGGCCGCGCUGGCCGCGGACAAGCACUCGCCGCACACGCCCGACCGGCCCCACACCACGCCCGUAUGUAUCUCCCUCAGCUAGCGACGCGCGUGCUCUCGGUGGCGGUGUUCUCGCUGGGGCUGCGCAAGGCGCGCGAGGCCGCGCUGGCCGCGGACAAGCACUCGCCGCACACGCCCGACCGGCCCCACACCACGCCCGUAUGUAUCUCCCUCAGCUAGCGACGCGCGUGCGCUCGGUGGCGGUGUUCUCGCUGGGGCUGCGCAAGGCGCGCGAGGCCGCGCUGGCCGCGGACAAGCACUCGCCGCACACGCCCGACCGGCCCCACACCACGCCCGUAUGUAUCUCCCUCAGCUAGCGACGCGCGUGCGCUCGGUGGCGGUGUUCUCGCUGGGGCUGCGCAAGGCGCGCGAGGCCGCGCUGGCCGCGGACAAGCACUCGCCGCACACGCCCGACCGGCCCCACACCACGCCCGGUCCUCCGGCGCCAAUGCUCGGCGGCGAGCUCUCUCUCAUACCCAUCGAGCAACUCAUACAAGUGGAGGACGUCAAACCGCGUUCUGUUUCAUAAGUAUACCCCCCUUUUAUGUUCAAUGUAGCGUACUAUGUUAUAUUCGUUUGUAAUGUCCUGUAUCUAAUACUACAAGAGCUGCGUUCUUUUUCGCUAUGACAUUUAAUAAGACGCACUACCAUGCGAAUUGUGGCGUAAUGCAUCUAGUCCUUUGGUCCGGGCACAAAAUGUUUAUUUAUGAUCAUACUGUUCAAACUUUGUGUAUGCGCCUUAAUUGGAAGUCGGACAAAUCUUAUCCUAGUGAAAUAUGGUAAGGCGUUUUCCUUACGAAGCCACUUUCCAGACUUUGCUAUGAGCCAUAAUGUCUGUGCGAUAUAUGCCCCCUAAAAUUGUCUGCAAGGGUUACCACUUGAUUUUAAAUAUCUUGUUAAAAAUUAUUCCGCAAUAAUCUAAUUGUAAGUUUUUAUAAUUUUAUGACAUAUACCUUGUAAGAUAAAAAUUCAACCUCAGAGCCGAUUUUUGCGGAAUGAUGUAAGAACUCUUUAUUAAAUUAUGUUCAACUAAGGAGUAAUCUUUAAUCUGUACAAUGCAAAAUGGUGCCACAAUUCUGGGAAUAGCUUUGAAUAUCAUAGAGAAAUGGAACUGUGGUCGGAAGAAUUACGUCAGCUGUUAAAAAUACUGGUUUCCCUAAAUAUUUGUGUGUGCUUAGUUUCAGAAAUUAAACGAUCGAUAUUGAGGAUUUAACUAUAAUUUCUACUGGUUCCGUGUGGUUUAUUUUCUUUUAAUCUUGCAAAGUCACAUACUGUCAAUUAUAGUGUAAGUAAUUCAUUACUAUCAUCACAAAGUUGCCAUUUUAUCACCGAAUUCGAUAUUGCUUACAUCCAGUCUGUCUACCGUUAGUGCAUUUAAGUCAUACCUGGGAGGCUAUUCUGUAACGAUAUUUUUAUCACUUUGACAUUGUGAGCUUCAAACUCGCAUCUAUCGCUCUCUGUCUAUAGUAUAAUUUUAAACAGAGAGAGAUAGAGGUGAAUUGGAAACAAUAUACAAAACAUCGUUACAGAAUAGGCUCCCUGAAUCAAAUAAAAUAAAAACAUUACAGUGGUUGUUUAUACUAUUACUGUUUUAAUAUACUGAAUUUAAUACGCGAAUAAAAUUGAGACAAUUUGUCGGGAUUGAGUAUAACUAAUUGUUAAUCGUGAGCUUGUUUAUGAAACUCUAUUUCAGUAUAAAUAAAACAAGUUAUAAAUAACUACCUCAUAUCUCUUAUUAAUUUAUAUUCUUUUAACAUGUCACGAGGUGAAUUUUACUCGUAACGUUUGGCUGACGUAUUUCUUGAGGUCACCUGCUCUUAGUGUAUACGCACAAUACAGGCGGAUACAGAAAAAUUAGGAUAUUUUAUUUAACUGAUUACUUUGUGUUGUUGUAAAAUAAGCUUUAAUCCUGUUCAACGACAUAUCAUGGGAAGAGAAAGGCAUAUUGUCAACCAAAGGCAUAUAGCGGAUGAGUUGAAAUAUAAGAGAGAGCUCUUUCGUCCUAAGUUCAAACCGAUUAUCUUCUAUUGGACUUGUAUUUUCUAUAGGUUUUUGAAGGGGACGAUUUAAACUUACACAUCGAAAAUAUUUAACACCAAGAAAUUUAGCCUGUGUUCUUACACUACAGUCUACAUACAACUAUAAAUUUUAAUUCGUUAUACACACAUGUGUAAUUUUAAUUCAAUGAAACAGCGAUUGUAUAGAUGCAGUUUGUAUGAACACGUUUGAUCAUGAUCAAAUAAUUUUUACAGAGGGGUAGUCUCGAGGCAGGCGGUAUUCCUCUAAGCCGAGGUCCGAGUCUCAGAGAAGACGCCCUUAGACAGUCGUUCUGCCCAUUUACUCUGCUUCUGCCUUCGGGCCCCAUCAGGCGAUGAUUCUGCGCUCGCUCAAACCCCUCGGUAACGCCGCUGAGAUCCCAUAAGGAGCCAACAGCACUUAUGCAAUCAGAAAAAAAAGCGGGCGGUGACCCCUAUAGAAGGUAAUUGGUCUGAGGUCCCAACGCAACAAAUGCGAGCGAUAUUUUUGAGUCUGACACUAUUGGUCGACAUUUGUCGUUCUCUCAACUCUAGAUGUGUCGUGUCGCGGUCGUGGUCGUAUCUUAAACCUAAUGAAGCCAUAUUAAUACGGUCUUUUUUGUGUGUCUAAAUUAUUUUUGCCUGGCAUCUCCACACACUGUUCUUGUAUUGUGUCUACUAAGCGAAAGCCGUGACGACGCACUAUAAUGUGACUGAAAAUCAUAUAUUAAGUCAGACAAUGUGCUUGUAUUUUUGAACUAAUAACUUCUUAUGGCAGUGUAAACGUAACGCGUUACGAAGCUGUUAUUUUUCUCACUGCCAUUUUGCGAUUGCGUACCGUGACGUCACAUGUUAUUCAAAGACACCGCCUAAACUUAAUGCAUACGGUUACGGCACUUCUCCAAUGGGCCAAGAGCGAGCGUUUUUCUAUAUUGACUUUCCCAGGGAUUUUAUACAUUUUUUUAAUAGUUAAAAUUCACAAUUUAAACUCACAAGUCAAAAAAUUCUUUUUGUAAAUGUGAAUUAACUGUUUUCAAGAACAAUGUGAAAAUGUCUUGAGUGCUAGAUAAAAUAAUUAAGAUACAGUAUAUUUUUGUUCCAAUAAAUAUUAUAAUUAGUCGAUACCUAUGGCAAUAAAUUCGAUGUAUAAAGCCGAUCGCACAUCUAUCACGUAAAAUAUUAUGCGCAAACGUUUUUAAUAAAAUAAUAUAAUAAGAUGCUAUAGAUCUGCGAUCAACUUUAAUUGUUACAUAUAGCUCUUGUUUAUAUGAAAUUAAUUAAUUAUUAAUCGUACUUUCUCACUUAAAAAUGCUUUUUGUAAUGUGAUAUUUUAUUUAUGGAGCUGUCCCUUUUUUAUUAUUAAUAUUAAUAUUAACAUAACAUUAGUGUGUAUAAAAUCUCUUGCAAUAAAUUAUACAUAUAGCAAUAUGAACAUAUUAAUAUGUAUUUAAAAAUAAUUUUAAUUAUUUUUUAAUUACCAAUAUGUAUAUUUCACGUCACGAAAGUUGGAAAUAUGGCAGUUAUAAUAGAAAUAAAUAAAGAAGUGCAGCCUUAAUGAGUAGGGUAGGGGUAGGAUAGGGUAGGGGGUAGGGUAGUGGUAGGGUAGGGGUAGGGUUGGGAUAGGGUAGGAUAGGGGUAGUUGAAAGUUUACAACGACUUUCACGCGGACGAAGUCGCGGGCGUCCGCUAGUUAUAAAUAAAGUUUCGGAAUAUUUUAAUGCCACCGGGGAAUACCUUACUUCACAACCAAGGGAUUUCAUUCCCGGCACAGGUCAAAGGCUUAACCGCUAGGUGACACUUUUUUUAAGUCUUUUUUUUAAAAGGGUCUUAAAUUGUUCAUUAUCGUUCUACUAGAUUGAAAAAAAUAUCAAAUUUUUUUGAGACAUGGAUACAUAUACAAUACGAGCCAAAUCGCUAUCCGUCAUGAUGGUCUUUAUUUUUACCUGUGGAUUUUCAUCCUCCUCCUAACAAGUUAGCCCGCUUCCAUCUUCGAUCGCAUCAUCAGUUACUAUCAGAUGAGAAUGUAGUCAAGGGCUAACUUGGAAAGUAUAAAUAAAAAAAAAUAGCGUGAUCAUUUAACAUCGGGUGAUGUACAAUCAAAUAAUACCUAUACCUGCCGACCGCCAACUUUGGUGAUGCGAAGUUAUAUCCCUUUAGUUUCUAGAAUGAGCUAGGAUGUUGUUUAGGUGAUAUUUAACCAGCGUAAUCGUAGGAAGUUGUCGACAGUGUAACGAAAUAAAAUUAUUAUAGCGUUAACUGUAGUUACAUUUUUGUACGCAUAAACAGUGACUGGGCAAAGAUCGCUAUAUAUUAGUGUUUAUUUACACGAGCGGCAACUGCUACCGGCGACUGCAGUCAGCGACGUCUCAGCGGCAGGCAACGGCAGUCAGCGACGUCUCGGCGGCAGCCAACGGCAAUCGACUGCAGUCGGCGACCGCCGCCGAGACGUCGCCGACUGCGGUCGUCGGUAGAGUUGCCGCUCGUGUAAAUGAACCCAGAUAGAAUGGCUGUGUAUAAAACUGUCUAAGUUCUGUUGAUUUAAUUUGCUUUAUGAAACCAUCGGUAGGUCCAGUAUAGCGUGAUUUUUUAAUAUUUUCCAUGGGAAACCAUGACGAACAAUGCCAACUAUCGUCAGACCCCAGACUUCGUGGCAUAUUAUCUGGACCUUUGAAACGUGCUACCUCUUAAAACCAACACAGUAAACUCCAUAAUUGGCUACUUAUCUUACCUAUGGUAGGAGCGUAGGUAUGCUGAUACAUAUUUAUUUUUGGAGUUCCAUCUAUGUUUUUUAUACUAUUUUCUAUUGCAUAUAAAAGUGCACAAAAAGUACACACACCUACAUAAAACGUGGAGAGACAAAAUUUCGCUAAAAACCAAAAAUCAAACUUGGUGCGUCUUCUCCAUUUUCCUUCAUGGAGCUGAUACUUGGACUUUGAGAUCUGCUGACUAUAGGAAAAUAUUAUAUUAUAGGAAAAUACUCCGGAUCCAAUGGACUGCAUUUCGGUUGUUACUAUACUUGCUCAACUCAGAGUCAAAAACUAGGCUCUCUACCAUCUGUCUAAAGCAUAUCCUUGAAUACUUCGGACACAUUGCCAGGAAAGACGGAGAUAAUCUCGAGAAACUGAUGGUCACUGGCAAAGUGGAGGGAAAGAGGCUGCGGAUCAGAUCAGAGACCACACUUGACUCUACAGUCUACAAUGCUCUCCGGGUGGGCGAAGAUAGUACACGACGGCCUCCGUGGCGCAGUGGUAUGCGCGGUGGAUUUACAAGACGGAGGUCCUGGGUUCGAUCCCCGGCUGGGCAGUUUGAGAUUUUCUUAAUUUGUCCAGGUCUGGCUGGUGGGAGGCUUCGGCCGUGGCUAGUUACCACCCUACCGGCAAAGACGUACCGCCAAGCGAUUUAGCGUUCCGGUAUGAUGCCGUGUAGAAACCGAAAGGGGUGUGGAUUUUCAUCCUCCUCCUAACAAGUUAGCCCGUUUCCAUCUUAGACUGCAUCAUCACUUACCAUCAGGUGAGAUUGUAGUCAAGGGCUAACUUGUAAAGAAUAAAAAAAAAAAAAAAAAAAACGAUGGCGUGACAAUAAAACUGAAAGUCAUGGGUAGUCACAACCCUCAUAUAUGAGGAACAGGACUGAAGGAGGAUACCUACACGCCAUUUGUUAAACGUGCAUGAUAGCUAGUUUUGUAAUAAACCUAUUACCAAUGGGUCCUAAAAUUAAAAUCAAUUUAAAAUUAGGUCCCUUAAAACAAUAGAAUUUAGUAUGGAUAAGUGUAAUGCCAUGGUAAUGCCCAAUUACGCAAAUGGCUAUGCUUUUUUAUAUGCGUUAAAAAGUUAAAUUUCAAUUGUUAAUACAAACUAAUUAUGAAACUUAAGUAAUUAUAAAAAAUACAUUAAAUAAAAAUCAUAAUCCGGAGUAAAUGUAAGAUAAAAAUUGACAACUUUUGAAAGGUUAAUGAUUAAAUAGCUGAUGGUUGAAUUUUGAACAUUUUUUAAGAAGUUUGUACAUAAGAAAUUUUUCGAUGUUGUUGACGCUUGAGUGGUAAGUAUAGCAAAAUGUUUCUCGACGCCUCUGAUGUCUAUAAGCAAUCGUCAGACAAUAAGUCAGUCAACCAAUGUUAACUUGGAUCAACAAUUUAGUACUACGAGUAGAUAUGUAGAUUGCCGACAAACGCCUUAAAAUUAUUUCAAUUUUAAAUUGUAAUUUUUGCAUGUUCUAUUCCAUAUUUAGGUAGGUAAAUAAAGUUUAUAUAUUCAUAAAUCUUCCACGUGUCUUUUUUUUGAUAUACGCUGCAGAAAAUGUUAUUUACUAAUAAAAUUUUCUGCAGCGGAUUUACGAGGGCUUGAAUGCUAGGUUAGGUUAACUAAAACCUUAUUGCCAUUAUGGCAUCUAACUCUGAGCAUAUUAUUAUUGCCGAAAUUCGGCCGAGAGAAUGUUGUAUUAGUAGGUAAUUUAGUACACAAAUCUAAGUAGGUACAAAUGCCUUUUUCGUUAUUAAUUUGUCGAACCUUUACUAAAUUGUUGAUCGAAGGUAUUUAUAUAUGUUAAUGUAAUUACUAGUUCUUAUAUUGUGUACUUAUCUAUAUCUAAAACUGAGUUGAAACCAACAGCGUUGAUGUCUAUAGACUUAUUUUUUUCAAAUCCUAUUAUGGUGCCGCAAACUUUUCGGUGGCGAAAAAUUAAACUAACGUCACGGCACCGCGGUGAGCAUUUUUCAAAACAUGGGCGACAAAUUUUUGGUACUAGGUAUAGGUUGUCAUUUUCCGUAUGCGCCAUGCACGUUUCUUGAACCCUUUUUUUGCUUACUAAUUGCCUAUUAAAUAAGUAACCGUGGGACAUCAGGCAAUGGAUAACUUUGACUAUACAAAUUAGAAAUGACGUACUUAAUUUCUAAUUUGUUUGUUGGUAAACAGUACACACAUCGAGAAGUGCUAUAGUAUGGUAAUCUAUUUAUUUCCAAAAAAAACUGCUUAUUUUUUUUCGUUAAAGUUGCGAUUCUCUCGUUAAGACGCGAAUAAUGAAAAUUGUGUAGAAACAUAUCUAAAUCCUCACUCUUUGUAUAUUAUCAUGCCAACAAAACGCUGCCUCCCAAUAUAGCAUUUAAUACACCUACCUAUAGAGAGAAUUAGUACCUAUUAGUUAUUAGCUUGUAAGAACAAUAUUUAUGCUUGAAUUAAAGAGUUCUUUUCAUUACACUUAUUUGAAGAAUAUAUGUUUGUUAGUGCUGCUUAAAAAUAAAUUAAUAUUAAUAAACCUAAAUUAAGAGAGUCUUAAGGAUUCAACGUCCCCCUAGUCAGUAUUCAGAAUUUCACAGGAAUACACGAUUCAUGUGUACGCAAAACCCUAAAAACCUAAAAACCUUAGCAAAUCAUUCCGCCCCCUUACGUUUUUUCCAACCCCCUUAUGAUGCUGAUGAUUAUGGAGCUUACAGCAAAUAGUUAACUUUGUUGCAAAAAAUGUAUCCUAUUUUUAAGUGUACUUACGUAAGUUUCACGUCAAGUUAUAUUAAUUUCGUUUUAGAGAUAAAUGUCUAAAGUAGAGGAGAACAUCAUUUUUGUAACAGUAAUUAAAAAGUAUUUAAUUUGCAUAAGAGUUAAUUUUUUUCUUGAUAAAUUAAAGUUUAUUGGUAUUUAUUGUAAAAGAAAGAAUCUUUAUGUGCUUUUUGAUUAGGUUGAUAUGAAAGUUGAAAAGUUGAGGCCCACAUAAAGCCUGCCACUUACCAAUACUACUUAUAGUAGUGUCUCGCCAAGUCAAUUGUAUUAUGUUUAUUACAACCGUAAAUUUGUGAACUGGUGAUCUAAAUGCUUUAUUCUUUAUAGCAUUGCGAUGUAGCAGAAUUGAAUAUUUGUUAUUAAUUAUGUAAUUAUUUUUUAUACGGAGUAUUGAUAAAUGUUGCAUUUUAAGUAGAAUAUAAAUUUUAUGUUUGCAAAAUGAUAAA